Molecule: messenger RNA, 820 nt
Organism: Trifolium pratense (red clover)
Lineage: Eukaryota; Viridiplantae; Streptophyta; Magnoliopsida; Fabales; Fabaceae
Exons: 1
Coding region: 156-734 (192 amino acids)
Source: RefSeq, a predicted model, not a curated record
UCCAAUUUACUUUUUUCACAAUAUAUAAUACAUCACAUAGAAUAGAACAACUCAAACUCAAACAAACACCUUCAAUAUAAUUUUAGCCUUGAUUUUCUCUCUAGCUACAAAUACAUAACAAGAAAUAAACAACCUUUGCUAGUAUCAAUUUUUCAAUGGAUCCAUCCCAUAUAUCUGCUUAUGCAAACUUCAGUUGUGAACUGAGAAUAAUACAAGCUCGAAACGUUGAAUUCAUCAAGUCUUCGGAAAAUUUGUUUGCAAGAUUGUAUCUUCCAACAGGAAACAACAAAAGAAUUCAACUCAACAGCAAAAAUGUUUGGGACGAGUCUUUUAAUCUAGAUUGUUCGUGCCCUCAAGAAUUCUUGGAAAACCUUAAUGAACAAAAACUAGUGUUGGAGCUAAGGCAAAGGAAGAUGUGGGGGUCAAAACUUAUUGCGAAAAGUGAGAUUCCAUGGAAGGUGAUUCUUGAAUCACAAAACAUGGAGUUAAAAAAAUGGUUGAAGAUGGAUUUGGUGAGUGGAAGUGAUUGCAAAGAGGGUAUGUUUACAACACCAGAAGUGGAAGUGGAGAUUAAAGUUAGAGUAGCUUCGGUUGCUGAGAUGGAAAAACAGAAUAAGAGAAGGUUGAAUAAUUGGAAUGAGUGUGGAUGCAAAAAUGGACAUGAUCAUCAAGCUUGGUGCAACACUGAAGAUUGUGAUAUAUUUGUGCUUGGUGCAGCUUUAGAAGCUUUUUGAUUUUGAUGCAAGAUUAUGUGAUGCACAUAUGUACUAACAUCAGCUAAAUUAGCUUAUGAUUAUAAUGGAUUGAUUUUUUUGACAAA